Messenger RNA from Arachis duranensis, 1295 nucleotides. RefSeq names its product zinc finger protein ZAT5. The record is from RefSeq and is a predicted model, not a curated record. Bases 49 to 1116 code for a protein of 355 amino acids. Lineage: Eukaryota; Viridiplantae; Streptophyta; Magnoliopsida; Fabales; Fabaceae. The transcript has a single exon.
CUCUCUUUCUUUUAAGGUUUCUCUUCCUUCCCCACGGUGAGGACCAUCAUGGAAACACCAGAGGAACUCACCUUGGGUUCCAAAGACCAUACCAACAUCGUCAAAGGCAAGAGAACAAAGAGGGUAAGGCCUCAAUCCCCCAUCCCCUUCUCCAUCACGGCAGCAGAAGAAGAAGGAGGGGAGAAUAAUAUACCAUCGCAACAACAAGAAGAAGAAAAAGAAGAUAUUAUUUACAAUGCGAAUGCGAAUGGCAACACAGCAACUACUUCUUCCGUGGGUCCACGAGACAGCACGGAAGAAGAGGAGGACAUGGCCAACUGCCUCAUCCUGUUAGCACAAGGACAAUCCAGGGAAUCCCCAAGACGCCCGGCCGCCGUAGCAGAAGAAGAAGGAGGAGGAACAAGCUACAACAAGUACAGCAGUAGGAAGUUUCUAGAAGCUGCCGGAGUCGGCGUUGGGUACGGAGGAGGAAGAACAGGAGGAUAUUAUGUAUACGAGUGCAAAACAUGUAACAGGACAUUUCCAUCUUUUCAAGCACUUGGUGGACACAGGGCAAGCCACAAGAAACCCAAGGCCGCCAUUCCUGCAAUCUCCAUUCACCAAGAAAGAAAACAACCACCGCCAUUGUUCUCCUCCGACGAAGAAGAGUUCCAAUUCAAGAACACCACCGCCAACAAAUCAAGCUUCCUCCAGUUGAACACAAGAGGGAAUAAUUUGUAUAGCAAUAACAAUAACAAAUCCAAGGUUCACGAAUGUUCCAUUUGCGGAGCUGAAUUUACAUCUGGACAGGCACUUGGUGGACAUAUGAGGCGGCACCGAGCUCCGGUGGGGACUAACACUAACACUAACACUAACACCACGCUUUCGCUGACCACCACCACCACGGCGGCCGCGAUGGAAGCAGAUGAGGAGCAGCCUAAGAAGAAGACGAAGGUGUUGUCUUUGGAUUUGGAUCUCAACCUUCCGGCACCGGAAGAUCAAGAUCAAAGGGAAUCCAAGUUUGCCUUUGUAUCCAAGCAACCACCAACGCAACCGCAACCGCAACCGCAGAAGCAGCAACCACAAACAAGUCUUGUCUUCUCUACUACACCAGCUUUGGUGGAUUGUCAUUACUGAACAGGGAAACUAAAAAGUUUGAAAAUUUAUUGGCAUUCAUUCAAUUCAUUCAUCAUGUGAAAGAAUUAAGAACAACAUUUUUUUUUGUUUAGCAAUACAUUAUUGAUUUGUUUGUAUGUAUGUAUGAUUAACUGAUUAUACACACAUACACAUUUGAAAAGAUUUUACAAUCAUUCCUU